Mesocestoides corti is the source of this 2607-nucleotide messenger RNA. The record is from the annotation of a GenBank genome assembly. NCBI's taxonomy places the organism in Eukaryota, Metazoa, Platyhelminthes, Cestoda, Cyclophyllidea, Mesocestoididae.
AUGGACCAGCGACCGAAGAAUAUAAGCAUUUCAUACGUCCCUCAGUGUGACACAGUAAAAUGCUUGCAAAGUGAUAUCAAUACACACCUUCACAUCACUCUUGCAAAGGAUUCAAAUACAGCCAGCUUACGGGAUUAUUAUCUUGCCUUAGCGAAUACUAUAUGGGAACGUUUGAGUCUGCGCUGGCUUCGGUCCAAACAGAACUUUUACAAGCGUGACUUGAAGAGGGUGUAUUACUUAUCACUGGAAUUUUUCAUUGGACGCACACUGGGAAAUGCAAUAUUAAACCUUGGCCUUCGGGACCCGAUUGAUGAGUGCUUGGUUAAUAUGGGACUGGAUCUAGAAGAUUUGGAGGACUGUGAACCAGAUGCUGGUCUAGGAAAUGGCGGACUGGGUCGGUUGGCUGCUUGCUUUAUGGACUCUAUGGCUAAUUUGGGUAUCGCAGCAACUGGUUACGGAAUCCGGUAUGACUACGGUAUAUUUGAACAAAAAAUUAUCAAUGACUGGCAGUAUGAAGAGCCAGACGAUUGGUUAUGUUUCGGUAAUCCUUGGGAACGCGUUCGUCAAGAGUUCUCUUUCCCUGUGAAUUAUUACGGUAAAGUUGAAGUGUACGGCGAUAGACGAAUUUGGACAAAUACCCAAGUAAUCUAUGCAGUACCUUAUGACAGCCCUAUUCCCGGCUACAUGUGCAAUGUCUGCUGCACCCUUCGUCUUUGGGGAUGCAAGGCACCCAAGAGCUUUGAUCUGGAAAUUUUUAAUACCGGGGCAUAUGUUGAAGCUGUAUUACAUCGUAACAUCGCGGAAAACAUUGCACGGGUGUUAUACCCUAAGGAUAACAAAUUUGAGGGCAAAGAGCUUCGUCUUAAGCAAGAAUACAUGCUUGUCUCUGCCGCCUGUCAGGACAUUCUCAGGCGUUAUCAAAUGGUUGACGAGCAUGGCCCGCGGAGAAAAGAUUUUUCUCAGUUUCAUGAAAAAGUCGCCAUCCAACUGAAUGAUACUCAUCCUUCAAUGGCAAUUCCGGAGAUGAUGCGACUUUUAGUCGAUAUCGAAGGUAUGGACUGGAAUCAGGCCUGGGAAAUCGUCCGAAAGUGUUUUGCUUACACUAACCACACUGUUCUUCCUGAAGCUCUGGAGCUUUGGCCGGCUGACAUAGUUGCAAACGUAUUACCUCGCCACUUGGACAUUAUUUUCAAACUGAAUCAGGACUUCUGCGAUAUGUUGCGCGAGAAAUAUCCUGGUGAUGGGGGUAGGGUUUAUCGAAUGUCCAUGUUCAAUGAUGAAGGCUUCAAGAAGCUAAACACAGCUCAUCUCUGUAUCGUCGGAUCUCAUAAAGUGAAUGGAGUAGCUGCGAUACACAGUGAAUUAUUGAAAAACUCUGUGUUCAGAGAUUUUUAUGAACUGUGGCCUGAAAAGUUUUGUAAUAAGACUAAUGGUGUUACCCCGCGCCGUUGGCUUAAACUUUGCAACCCCGCUCUCUCCAAGUUCCUGACAGAAAAGCUGGGCGAAGAAUGGGUUGUCGAUUUUGAUAGGAUAAAAGAUUUGAAGAAAUUUAUCGACGAUGAAGAGGUUCUUCAGGAACUUACGAAAAUCAAAGAUCAAAAUAAGCUUAAGCUCUCCAACUACCUCUUCCAUACUCUGAAUGUUGAGGUCAACCCAAAUACUAUGUUUGACAUCCAGGUAAAGCGUAUACAUGAGUAUAAACGGCAGCUACUGAAUGUGCUUCACAUCAUGACAAUGUACAAUAGGGUAAGAAAGGACCCAAGAAUUAAUAUGGUGGCGAGAACUGUUAUGAUUGGAGGGAAGGCUGCACCUGGUUACCAUAAGGCCAAGCUCAUCAUCAAUCUGAUUAAUUGCGUCGCUAGGAAGAUCAACAACGAUCCAGUUGCUAUUGCUAAGCUUAAGGUGGUUUUCCUCACGAACUACAGGGUGACGUUUGCCGAACAUAUCUUUCCUGGUGCUGACCUCUCACAGCAAAUUUCAACGGCAGGCACAGAGGCCUCAGGUACUGGCAAUAUGAAGUUCAUGAUGAACGGAGCACUCACAAUCGGCACAAUGGAUGGUGCAAAUAUUGAAAUAGCUGAGGAAGUUGGUCAGGACAAUAUAUUCAUUUUUGGCCAUACUCUAGAAGAAAUUAAUGACCUGAGGAGCAAGGGGUAUAAUCCAGGCCCCUUCAUCUCCCACUCCUCAGAACUUCGUGAAUGUCUGGAUCAACUUCGUAAUGGCUUCUAUUGUCCAGAGGAACCAAAUCGCUUUGUGGAACUUUAUAAUGACCUUACAACCCAUGAUUAUUAUUUACUUUGUGCAGACUAUGCAAAGUAUGUAGCCGCACAAGCUGCUGUAGAUGAGGCAUAUAAGGACCGUAACAUGUGGGCGCGCAUGUGCCUAAUGAAUAUAGCCUCCAGUGCCAAGUUUUCAUCGGACCGAGUUAUUGCGGAGUAUGCGCGUGAUAUUUGGGGAGUGCCUUGUGAGCGUCUCACUCUUCCUCCUCCUGUCUUUGAUCCAGCUACCAGUGAUAUAGGCAACUUCAAGCGUUCUUCGCGUCCUUCAAUCGACAACCGUUUUCACACUGUUAGGUGGGUUAAUGUAGUAGUAUAUUUUUUCAAGUGA